AUGACGGUGGUGUCGACCGAGAACGUGGACGAGACGUCCACCCUGCCGGGCCACCCGCAGGACCCGUACGCGCUGGACCACGACGACCACGACGACCACGACUGCUGCGAGCGCGUGGUCAUCAACAUCUCGGGGCUUCGCUUCGAGACGCAGCUCAAGACGCUGGCGCAGUUCCCCGAGACGCUGCUGGGCAACCCCAAGAAGCGCAUGCGCUACUUCGACCCGCUGCGCAACGAGUACUUCUUCGACCGCAACCGGCCGAGCUUCGACGCCAUCCUGUACUACUACCAGUCCGGCGGGCGGCUGCGCCGGCCCGUCAACGUCCCGCUGGACAUGUUCUCCGAGGAGAUCAAGUUCUACGAGCUGGGCGCCGAGGCCAUGGAGAAGUUCCGCGAGGACGAGGGCUUUAUCCGCGAGGAGGAGCGGCCGCUGCCGGAGAAGGAGUUCCAGCGGCAGAUCUGGCUGCUGUUCGAGCACCCGGAGAGCUCGGGCCCGGCGCGAGGCAUCGCCAUCGUCUCCGUCAUGGUCAUCCUCAUCUCCAUCGUCAUCUUCUGCCUGGAGACGCUGCCGGAGCUGAAGGAGGACCCCAACGACCGGAUCAGGAUCGUCGGGAACACCACGGUGUACUACAAGGCCAGCGUGCUCACCGACCCCUUCUUCGUGGUGGAGACGCUCUGCAUCAUCUGGUUCUCCUUCGAGCUCAUCGUGCGCUUCUUCGCCUGCCCCAGCAAGGCGGCGUUCUUCAAGAACAUGAUGAACUCCAUCGACAUCGUGGCCAUCAUCCCGUACUUCAUCACGCUGGGCACGGAGCUGGCCGACGACCAGGAGCACAAGGAGGGCAAGGGCAGCGGCGAGCAGGCCACGUCGCUGGCCAUCCUGCGCGUCAUCCGCCUGGUGCGCGUCUUCCGCAUCUUCAAGCUGUCGCGCCACUCCAAGGGGCUGCAGAUCCUGGGCCAGACGCUGAAGGCUAGCAUGCGCGAGCUGGGGCUGCUCAUCUUCUUCCUCUUCAUCGGCGUCAUCCUCUUCUCCAGCGCCGUCUACUUCGCCGAGGCCGAGGAGAAGGAGUCGUUCUUCACCAGCAUCCCCGACGCCUUCUGGUGGGCGGUGGUGUCCAUGACGACGGUGGGCUACGGCGACAUGUACCCGGUCACCAUCGGCGGGAAGAUCGUGGGCUCGCUGUGCGCCAUCGCCGGCGUGCUGACCAUCGCGCUGCCCGUGCCCGUCAUCGUGUCCAACUUCAACUACUUCUACCACCGCGAGACGGAGGGCGAGGAGCAGGCGCAGCUGCUCAACGUCAGCAACCAGAACCUGGCGUCGGACACCAACUCCAGCCGCCGCAGCUCGUCGGCCGUCAGCAAGUCGGAGUACAUGGAGAUCGACGAGGACCUGAAGAACAGCAUCGACAACUUCAGGGAAGCCAAUCUCAGGACUGCCAACUGCACGGCGCCGAGCCAGAACUGCGUGAACAAGGCCAAGCUGCUGACGGACGUGUGAGCCGCCGCCGCUAACGGACGCUACGCUGUAAAUAUUGUACAGGGAAACAUGGAUGCUUUAUCUCCACUGGUGCAUUUUACUCUUUUUUUGCAUUCAUUCAUUCAAACAUGUGAAGAGACUUUGGUUUUUUUAAGGGAAACUUGUUCGGCAAGAACAGAGACGAGCAGCGGACGGAAACUCCAACCCUGGAUUAUUAGUUUUGAAGUUAAAGGGAAACUCCACCAGUUUUACAAAAGAACACCCCCUUUGGUCUGGUGGGUCCUGGUCCUGGUCCUGGACCUGGUCCUGGUCCUGGUCCUGGUCCUGGACCCGAUACCCUAGAUGAAUCUCUGCUCCAACACGUGCAAGAUUAACGUUAACGUCCGUUCACAUGAUCUGCAUAUUUAAACACACGUGAUAAAAGAAACACUGACCUCCAAUCCUGAACCUGUACGGCAUGAAACUGUUAGCAUUAAAUGCUAAAAAUUGACAUUAAACGUUCAAAUUGUCGUGUUACGAGCUAAAAGAAGCAUCCUGUCGUGCAGUU
Cololabis saira (Pacific saury) is the source of this 2020-nucleotide messenger RNA. RefSeq names its product potassium voltage-gated channel subfamily A member 1-like. Bases 1 to 1494 code for a protein of 497 amino acids. Gene Ontology annotation, cellular component: dendrite; juxtaparanode region of axon; synapse. The record is from RefSeq and is a predicted model, not a curated record. Gene Ontology annotation, molecular function: delayed rectifier potassium channel activity; protein binding. Lineage: Eukaryota; Metazoa; Chordata; Actinopteri; Beloniformes; Belonidae. Gene Ontology annotation, biological process: protein homooligomerization; potassium ion transmembrane transport. The transcript has a single exon.